Molecule: messenger RNA, 639 nt
Organism: Soboliphyme baturini
Lineage: Eukaryota; Metazoa; Nematoda; Enoplea; Dioctophymatida; Soboliphymatidae
Source: the annotation of a GenBank genome assembly
GUUACUGGAUAAUUCGAAAGAAUUCAGUAGCCUAAUUACAGAAAUAUAUUGUUCAAUUACGGUUUCUUUGUAGGCCGUUCCAGAAGACAAGAUUUUCAAGUUGUGUCAUAAUUACUGUGGUCUGAGAAGGAGUCUUCACGUUGUUAUUUGUUCGCUGCAGUCUGAGUUUGCGUGUGUUAGCAGGUCCGCCGCAAGAAGUCCGUCAGCAAUGCUAAUUUUUCACGACAUUUUCUCAGGGGAUGAACUGUGCAGCGACAGUUACCCAAUGUCCCUGGUCGAUGACGUCGUUUAUGAAUUCACUGGCAAGCAUAUCGUAAGGAAAGAAGGUGAAAUUUCGCUGCCUGGCGCCAAUCCUGCGGAGGGUGAAGUGGAGGACUAUGGAGAAGCAAAAGUGGAAAGCGGUCUCGACAUAGUCUUGAAUCAUCAGUUAGUUGAAAUGCCUUUUUAUGAAGAUGUCAAAGUUUUCAAAGAAUGGGCAAAGGAAUAUUUGAAAAAGUUCGUUUUUUAUCUGUAUUAUGAAAAACGCUUGUCGAAGGUAUUUACUCGCCUAAAAAUAUUUCGAGUCAUUUGCAAAUUAAAUACAGGUUUGUCUCAGUGCGCUAAAACAGUGGAUUUCGGUAUGUAUUUGACUAAAUAAAA